CAGAAACAUACACAAAUUUGUUAUUAGUGUCCUUUGGGCUAUCAUCAAAUGAACAUCUAAACUGAAUUCGUGUACAGAAAUAUCGUGUACAGAAUUAUUAUAUUCGCUCAUAUAUCUAGCAUUAUUUCUAAGUAAAUAUAACGAUUAAAGUAUUUUAUAACUGUUAAUUACAUCAGUAUAUUAUGUCCGAAAUAACUAACGCCUUGUAUAAAUUAGAUGAAUUAAACACAGAAAAUAAUUAUAGUCAGUUUUUCAAUCCGAAUAUCUGUCAUGUCUGCAAGAGGCCAAGUCAAGGCGAAUUAAUGCCAUGUGGUUCAUGCGACAUGGUCUUUUAUUGUUCCAAAGAGCAUCAAAUAAUGCAUCAAAGUUCGCAUAUGGAAAUCUGUAUAGUUAUUAUAUUUGCAAGAACAGGAGACUUGGAAUCAAACGCUAGUUCUUUUAACUCAGAUGAUGAAUGGAGGUCAUCUCGAAAGACAUUUAUGCAAGGAAUUCAGGUGAAAAUGACACGUGAUCUAAAGCCGUACGAGAAAGAGAUGAUAAUGUGCGCAAAAUCAUGUCUCAUUUGUCAUCAACAGAUUAGCCUGCGAACUUGCAGGACCUGCUAUUCCGCCAAUUAUUGCGACGAGCACCAAUGGGAUUUUAAAGAAAAACACGAUUCAAUGUGCAAGGAGUUAUUGGUAUUCCUAAAUUUCAAUAUUUUAAAAGUAUGCAACGAUCAUAUAAAUACGUAUCUACCAGAAAUGAAGCUUGCCCAAAUAACAAUAGAUUUUUAUGACAUGAUUACGUUUGUUAAUCAAUACAUUCAUAAACGCUAUUUAAUCACGGGAGCUUGGAGUAAGUAUUGUUACAUGUUGUCGAAUUUAAUAUCAGCUCCACUGACUCUAUUGUACGGAUUAAAGGAAUUCGCAAAUAUAUUUGAACAAGCACAGAUUUAUAGAGAAGAAUAUAAACUUAUUAACAGUCACAAAAGUUUUUUCUUCAUCGUACAUAUCAUAGGUGCGAGUUCAGCAGAUAUAAUGGGCUUAUCAUCAUGGGAGAUUUUCUUACAUAUUUUCAAUAAACAUAAAUUUUCGAAAAAUAAAAUUAUGGAAUUAAGAGUUAUAUUGGUAGUACCAGAAACGGAUUGUGACAGGAAUGAAUAUUACGAUGUUUGCAGAGAAUGCGUCCGAACAAAUAAGCAGCUAUAUCUUGGAAAUGCAAGUGUGUCAUAUGAGGAAUAUAUUCGCACAAAUUUGUAUAAGCAAGCAAAUAUCAUUAUUGCACUUCAAGCAGAAUUUAGUAUGGGGAGUCCAAUGUUAGAUAUUUUCAUCAAAACACAAGAUCGUACAUGUCCGUUUUUUUUCACAACUGCGUCACAAAAUAAAGCAGAAGAGAGCAUAAAGAAGAUUCAAGAAGUCAUGAAUGUUCCUAGAGAACAUCGUUCUAUAGAAAAUAAAUUUCGGAGUUAUAAACCAUACAGAAAUUACGAGACUGUUUGGGAACGGUUUCGAGGUUACGUUUACUUAUUAUACUUUCCUUUUCUACUCUAACAAGUUCGAAUGGUCACAGCAUUAAUAAUUGUAUCGCUCUGCCUUAGGAACGUUUAUAUUAAAUUUAUGUUAUACGAAAAAAAUUUUAUACGGCUGUUGAUAAAUGCCUCACAUAUGUUACAGUAUCAACGGUCUUAAGACUUGGCUCUUCAGCCAAGCUGGUACGCCAAAAUGUAUCUAAGCUGAACAGAAAAUCAAGAUCUGAUUAUUUUCUCGUUAGUUUGAUUUUCAUUGUGAUUUUAUAUUCUACUUGAACAUAAUUGUAUUUGCAACUUAGUUAUAAUUGUUUCCGCAAUUUCUCAACAUUAUUCUUUAUUAUAUUAUAUUCUUUAUUAAAUUUCAUAAUAUUCACGAAUAAAUAAUCACUUCGUUGAUAAAACAUACAUUCACUUUUAA
Molecule: messenger RNA, 1925 nt
Organism: Odontomachus brunneus
Lineage: Eukaryota; Metazoa; Arthropoda; Insecta; Hymenoptera; Formicidae
Exons: 3
Coding region: 183-1529 (448 amino acids)
Cellular component (GO): extrinsic component of mitochondrial inner membrane
Source: RefSeq, a predicted model, not a curated record